ACGUGACUUGUGUUCCUAGAUGCGCUUGGAGUGAGCUGUAAGCGGCGUCGGAGCUAGGUCUUUACAGCCGGAUUUCGUCCUUCAUUCAUUCUGUUCUAAUUCCUUUACUACCAUGGUCGUGGGCCCCGAAGAAAGCAAGGGCAAUGACUCUGAAGUCAAUACAGUGCUGAAGUCUUUGGAUGACCCAAAAACAGCAGGACUCAUUCUAGAAGAGCAGGCAAACAUCCUGAAGAAUAUCCUUGGCGACCCAUCAGUGCUUAAACUGAUUCGCGCCCAUGACAGACUGGAGGAAGGUCGUAAGAAGGUGGAGAAUGAUGAUACUAAUAAACUGGUCAAGCAAGUCUUGGAGGAACUUGAACCCCAAGUGGGUAGUGAUGACAGUGCAGCUGAGCUAUGUGGCUUGUUACAAGAACCGCAUUUCAGGGCACUGAUGCAGACGCAUGAUGCUGUAGCGUUUAAGACCUACAUGCCCACACCUCCAUCUCCUGGUGUUGAUAGCUUUAAUGGGUUUGCAGCAGGGGAGCCCAUCCGCAUGGUUGGCUUGCACAAACAUGCAAAUGAACAUCUGGGAGUGACUCUCAAGGUAGAGGACAACCAGCUGAUUAUUUCUAGGAUUAUUCAUGGCGGGAUGAUUGAUAGACAAGGCUUGUUACAUGUUGGGGACAUCAUUAAGGAGGUGAAUGGCAAGGAUAUGAGUGGGAAUCCUUCUGAACUUCAAGACUACCUGGCCAAGUCCACUGGAAAAAUCACCCUUAAAGUUCUGCCUAGUUACUACGAGUCCCCGGCCCUGUGCCAGGUGUUUGUGAGGGCUCAUUUUGACUAUGACCCAAGCAAGGAUGACCAGAUUCCAUGCCAAGAUGCAGGGCUGGCCUUCAAGCAGGGAGAGGUUUUGCAAAUCGUCGACCAGGAGGACGCAAACUGGUGGCAGGCAAAAAAGGUCGAUGACUCUAGAGCCGCGGGGAUUAUUCCGAGUCAGAUUUGCGAAGAAAGAAGAAGAGCUGGUGUGAAGAAAGACAAACCUGGGAGCAAAUUCUUGUGUGGAAGCAAAAAGAAACAGAAAGUCAUGUACAAAUCAUCAAAGAACUUUGAUUUUGAGAAGCACGAGCUCCCAAUCUAUGAAGAAGUCGCCAAGAUGCCUCCUUUCCAGAGGAAGACAUUAGUCAUGAUCGGUGCUCAGGGCGUCGGUAGACGAACCCUCAAGAACAAGCUCAUCAUGUCAGACAGAAAGAGAUUCGGGACGACCAUACCGCAUACGAGUCGGCAGAUGCGCGAGGGAGAGCAGAGCGGCAGAGGAUACUUCUUUGUGAGCCGCGAGGAAAUGGAACGUGACAUAAGAGCUGGCAAAUACCUGGAGUUCGGCGAGUACGGUGGUAACAUGUACGGUACCAAAAUCGACACAAUCCGAGAAGUGAUGCGUUCAGGAAAGAUGUGCGUUGUAGAUGUCAACCCAACGGCUCUGAAGGUUUUAAAAACGCCCGAGUUUAUGCCGUACAUUGUCUGCAUCGCUUCACCAUCUUUCGAGGAAUUGAAGGAGUUUCAAAGCAAAGCGCUUUCAGAGGGAAUCGUCAACAAGAAGCGAUCGGAUGAUGAGCUCCGUAAGACGGUCGAAGACUCCGAGCGCCUGUACAACUCGUACGCACAUUACUUUGACCUCACUAUCGCCAACGACAAUGUUGAGGAGGCUUUUAAUAAGCUCCAGAACGCCAUCGAGUCUCUAAGUACUCAUCCCCAGUGGGUACCUGUUAGUUGGGUUUACUAGAUACACCCAGCCCUAGUGGGUAGUACCUGUUAGUUGGGUUUACUAGAUACACCCAGCCCUAGUGGGUAGUACCUGUUAGCUGGGUUUAUUAGGUACACCCAGCCCUAGUAGGUACCUGUUAGCUGGGUUUAUUAGGCAAACCAAGCCCCAGUGGGUGCCUGUUGGGUUUAUUAGAUACACCCAGCCCUAGUGGGUGCCUGUUAGCUAGGUUUAUUCUAUACGAGACAACGGCGCAAAUGUUUUGCCGACCAUUCUAUGGGUUAAAAUGGAACAUAGACGGCUCUUCUUAUUCAAUGAGCAUCAGUACAAUUUUAGAUACUGUAUACAGGACUCGGCCUAAGAAAGUGAUUUAUAGAACUGAUAACUUUUCCAUGUGCGUCCAUGCGAACCGGUAUUGAUUUUAUAGAGGAGUCCUGCUUUCAAUAUAAAAGUCAUGAAACUGUGUAAGUGUAAUCUUUAUAAAGUUUUUUUUAACGUUUCGAUUUGGACACAAAAUGUUUGUCAUGAACGCGUAAAACUGGUAAGAACUUUUUAAAAUGGAUUCUCGUGUGCUUUUUGAGAGCCUCGUAAAAAGUGAUUGUGUAGUUAAAGACAGCUUUAUUAUAGGUAAAAGAAAAUUUUCGGUUGUGCGCGAAACCCGACAACAAAAAAAGUAUAAUAUUUCUGGCGUAAUGAUCUUUUAUUUCGGGAUUUGACUAAGUAUAUAUAGUGUUAUGUGAUUUUGCAUGUCUUUAUCGUUCGUAUUUGUCAAGCAUCCAUCAUUAGUUUUAGUACUGUUGUGAAUGCCUAACACUGUUGUGAAUGUAUAACAUAAUAAAUUAUAUUAAAAUAAACGUAAAUAAACUGAA
This is a messenger RNA of Nematostella vectensis (starlet sea anemone), 2607 nucleotides long. Its product is annotated as protein PALS2. The coding region runs from base 113 to 1759 and encodes 548 amino acids. Gene Ontology annotation, cellular component: plasma membrane; cell-cell junction. Gene Ontology annotation, molecular function: protein binding. The record is from RefSeq and is a predicted model, not a curated record. NCBI's taxonomy places the organism in Eukaryota, Metazoa, Cnidaria, Anthozoa, Actiniaria, Edwardsiidae. The transcript has 15 exons.